UUUAAUACGCACUAUGCAGGAGACGCACCGACCGGGAGCCUUCAAACAGCCCAAGAAGCUGCACAAACAUGGCCGCCACCGCAGCAAGGGGGCGCUGGACGACAGCAACAAGGGCAAGGUCGACGUGAAGGUCGCGACGCGGCGGCACAAGCGCGAGACGAGCCGCGUGGAGCGACGCAACAAGAUGCAGCAAGUUCGCGGGCGGAAGCGCGAGGAGGCGACGGCUCGCAAGCGCCGCCUGGGCGGAGACGGCGUCCCACCGUUCCUGGUCGCUGUCGUGCCGCUGUGCGCGGGCGUGGACGCCGCGGACGCCAUCGCGAUGCUGCGGUCGAGCGCCGACGACAACGUCUGCGGCGAGAGCGGCCGCGGCAUCGUCCACCUCGCCGCGCCGCGCUUCAAGUCGCGCUUCGCCUUCGUGGCGCCUCCUGGUGGCGACCUCGUCGCGACCCUUGACGCCGCAAAGGUCGCCGACACGCUCGUGUUCCUGCUCUCGCCGCUAGAUGGCGUCGACGAGCGCGGCGAGCUGCUGCUGACGGCGCUGUUUGCGCAGGGGCUCCCGUCGUCCGUGCACGUCGUGCGGGGGCUGGACGCGGUCGCGCCGAAGCGCCGACACGACGCGAAGAAGAGCCUCCAGCGCUGCGUGGAGCGCCGCUUCCCGAAGGAGAAGGUCUUCUCGCUGGACGACGCCAACGACGCGCUGGUCGUGCUGCGACACGUCGCCGCGCAGAAGCAGCGCCAGGUGGCGCUGCGCGAUCGGCGCGCGCACAUGCUCGCGGAGGAGGUGAGGUUCGUGCCGAGUGAGGACGACGCGCUCGUGGGGACGCUGCUGGUAUCCGGCUACGUCAGGCAGGGAACGUCCGACUACCAGGCAUCGUGGAUUAUAGAUGAAGACGAGGAGGAGGAGGAUGCAGACAGUAGCAGCAGUGCUGACGACAACGACGAUCAUCAGGAGGAGAUGGAGCCCAACGAGGACGAAGCAAGCGGCGAGGAUGAGGAGGAUGGGAUGGAGUUUGACGCACAGACGCUAACGAGUGAGGUGGUCGACACGGACAGCUACGAUGACGCGAUGGACAUGGAAGAGGAGCGGCGGAUGCUGGAGAAGCACCGGCAGGCGCGCAGUGAGCAGCAGUUUCCGGACGAGGUGGACACACCGCUCGACACGUCCGCCCGGACUUGUCGGACAAUUUCGUACGUGACGAUUCACGUGGCGAACGUGCCGCGCUCGUUCAUGGAACAACACACCGCCGCCGCGCGACCGAUCGUGCUCUACGGCCUGCUGCCACACGAGCAGAAGAUGUCGGUCGCGCACUUCGUCGUCAAGCGUUGCCCCGGCAACCAGCAGCCGAUCAAGUCGAAGGACCGACUCGUGUUUCACGUCGGCUACAGGCGCUUCGCGGCGUCCGCUACGUUCUCCGAGCACACGACGGGCGGCAAGCACAAGUUUCAAAGGUUCCUCCCACACGACGUGGCCACUGUGGCGACAGUCUAUGCACCGAUCAUGUUCCCUCCUGCCUCCGUCAUUGUGUUCAAGGAGAAGAGUGAUGGGAGCCUGGAGAUGGUGGCACACGGCUUGCUGCUAAGCGUUAACCCAGACAGGAUCAUCGUGAAGAGGAUCUUGCUUAGCGGCCACCCUCUCAAGAUCAACCGCAGGUCUGCAACGCUGAGAUACAUGUUCUUUAAUCGGGAGGACAUAAACUGGUUUAAACCGGUCGAGCUCCGAACCAAAUAUGGUCGCCGGGGUCACAUCAAGGACGGAAUAGGCACUCACGGCCACAUGAAGUGCAUCUUUGACAACCAGCUUAAGUCUCAAGACACCGUCAUGAUGUCUCUCUACAAGCGUGUCUUCCCCAAGUGGACUUACGAUCCCAAUGUCACCAUCCACCAGGUGGAGCCGUCGUCUUCUGUUGCAACGUCGCAGCAAAUCUCGCGAAACUCAGAAUCGUCGGAUUUCUUUGCCUGAUGAUGUCGUUUUUGUCACAGGAUUGAUGUUAGAUCGUGUCUGAUAAAUGUAAUGCGGUUUUGCUCCCCACGUUGUGUAUUAAAACGUGGUGCUAAUAUGGUCUGUUAGUUGAAGUAACUCACUGUGAGUUUCGCCUCACUGUUGAAUUCAUCUACAGAAGUUUUUGUUUGAAGGUCAUGUGAAGGUGGUAGCAUAAUGCAAGGUGGAGCUAUUUGCGUUUAUUUUUGCUUAGUGGACGGUGCUUUUGAAAUAUGUACGAAUGGAAACCUCUGCAGUAGAUCGUUCUCAUUUUAAUAAAACUGAUUGUUAAAAUUUUGGAAGGAAAUGAU
This is a messenger RNA of Priapulus caudatus, 2289 nucleotides long. RefSeq names its product pre-rRNA-processing protein TSR1 homolog. Gene Ontology annotation, molecular function: GTP binding; U3 snoRNA binding; GTPase activity. The coding region runs from base 14 to 1960 and encodes 648 amino acids. Gene Ontology annotation, cellular component: nucleus; preribosome, small subunit precursor. Gene Ontology annotation, biological process: maturation of SSU-rRNA from tricistronic rRNA transcript (SSU-rRNA, 5.8S rRNA, LSU-rRNA); ribosome biogenesis; endonucleolytic cleavage of tricistronic rRNA transcript (SSU-rRNA, 5.8S rRNA, LSU-rRNA). The transcript is spliced from 10 exons. NCBI's taxonomy places the organism in Eukaryota, Metazoa, Priapulida, Priapulimorpha, Priapulimorphida, Priapulidae. The record is from RefSeq and is a predicted model, not a curated record.